Scleropages formosus (Asian bonytongue) is the source of this 4266-nucleotide messenger RNA. It is a transcript of the gene tmtc3, whose product is annotated as transmembrane O-mannosyltransferase targeting cadherins 3. The transcript has 14 exons. Bases 83 to 2830 code for a protein of 915 amino acids. Gene Ontology annotation, molecular function: mannosyltransferase activity; protein binding. Gene Ontology annotation, cellular component: endoplasmic reticulum. The record is from RefSeq and is a predicted model, not a curated record. Gene Ontology annotation, biological process: protein O-linked glycosylation via mannose. Lineage: Eukaryota; Metazoa; Chordata; Actinopteri; Osteoglossiformes; Osteoglossidae.
GUCUCGUCUCGUCUCGUCUCGAUGCCGCCCUUCAUCCACAGCGCUCUCCGGACGUGACCGCGGUCAAUGAAGUCUUGGGGGAAUGAUGGCUGUAGUGACAUGGAAGGAGAUUUGCCUGUUGGCUGGAGUGGUGCUGGGCUGCUACUGGAACAGCUUAUCCUGCGGCUUUGUGUUCGAUGAUGUCUCUGCUAUACUGGACAACAAGGACUUGCGGCCAUCCACCCCGCUUGUAAACCUCUUUCUUAAUGACUUCUGGGGGACGCCGAUGUCUGAGGAGAGGAGCCACAAGUCCUAUCGGCCCCUCACAGUCCUCACUUUCAGGUUGAACUACCUGAUCAGCGAGCUGGGGGCCAUGUCCUACCACCUGCUGAACAUGCUGCUGCAUGCAGUUGUGUGUGUCCUCUUCCUGCGCGUCAGUCGAAUCAUCCUGGAUAACACCUCAAGCCUUGUGGCGGCCCUGCUGUUUGCUGUUCAUCCAAUCCACACAGAAGCAGUCACUGGUGUUGUUGGGAGAGCUGAGCUGCUGUCAUCUAUUUUCCUCCUGGCAGCGUUCUUGUCCUACACCAAAUCCAAAGGCUCCGACCACUCUAUCGUUUGGACUCCUAUUGCACUGACAGUGGUUCUCGUUGCUGCGGCCACAUUGUGUAAGGAGCAGGGCAUAACCGUCAUCGGCAUCUGCUGCGUGUACGAAGUAUUUGUUGCUCAAGGGUUCACAUUGCCCAUGCUGAUUGAUACGAUGCUCCAGGUCGUCCGGGGAAAGGACGGUUUGCCAUACACGCUUCUGCAAACCUUGCUGAAGCUGAUCGUCCUCAUCAUCAGCACCCUGCUGUUGGUGAUCAUUCGAGUUCAAGUCAUCCAGUCUCAGCUGCCAGUUUUUACCAGAUUUGAUAAUCCUGCAGCUGUCAGCCAGACACCUGCAAGGCAGCUCACGUUCAACUACCUCCUCCCUGUCAAUGCGUGGCUCCUCCUCAACCCCUCUGAACUCUGCUGUGAUUGGACCAUGGGAACCAUCCCGCUGGUGGAGUCGCUGUUGGAUGUCAGGAAUUUGGCAACGCUCACAUUCUAUUCACUACUGAGCGUGCUAGCGUUUCAGAGUCUCCGUCACUCCACCAAGUCAGCGAAGACAGUUAUCAUGGCCCUGUCCUUGGUCGUCCUUCCGUUUAUCCCGGCUUCAAAUCUCUUUUUCCCAGUGGGCUUUGUGGUGGCUGAGAGGGUCCUGUACGUACCCAGCAUGGGCUUCUGUAUGUUAGUUGCUCAUGGGUUUGGAAUCCUUUCUCAUACUGGGAGCUUAAAGAAAGUGUCAUGGCUCUUCAUGGCAAUCCUUCUCACAACCCACACUGUCAAGACUUUCAACAGGAACUGGGAUUGGGAGUCAGAAUACACGCUCUUCACAUCUGCAUUAAAAGUCAAUAAGAAUAAUGCCAAGCUCUGGAACAACGUUGGCCAUGCUCUAGAGAAUCAAAAUAACUAUGAAAGAGCAUUGAAAUAUUUUCUACAGGCCACCAGAGUCCAACCAGAUGACAUUGGAGCACAUAUGAACGUGGGAAGAACAUACAAGAAUUUAAACAAAACCAAAGAAGCUGAAGAUGCCUACUUGAUUGCGAAGUCUCUCAUGCCCCAGGUAAUUCCAGGGAAGAAGUAUGCCACUCGUGUUGCUCCCAACCACCUUAAUGUCUACAUCAACUUGGCAAACCUGAUCCGUACCAACGACUCACGCCUGGAAGAGGCUGACCAGCUCUACCGGCAGGCCAUCAGCAUGAGGCCAGACUUCAAGCAAGCGUACAUAAGCAGAGGGGAGCUUCUGCUGAAGAUGAACAAGCCAUCAGAGGCCAGGGAUGCAUACCUAAGGGCCCUGGAGCUGGACGGGACCAAUGCAGACCUUUGGUACAACCUGGCUAUCGUUCACAUUGAGAUGAAAGAGCCAGCAGAGGCAUUGAAGAACUUCAAUCAUGCACUGGAGCUGAACCCAAAGCACAAACUUGCUCUUUUCAACUCUGCCCUCCUCAUGCAGGAGUCCGGUGAACCUAGGCUGAGACCAGAGGCCAAUCGAAGGUUCCUCGUAUACAUAAAGGAGGAGCCUGAUGAUGCCAAUGGCUAUUUCAACUUGGGCAUGCUUGCCAUGGAUGAAAACAAAAACGAAGCAGCAGAGAAGUGGAUGAAGAAGGCCAUCAAACUACAGCCUGGCUUCCGCAGUGCUCUGUUCAACCUGGCCCUGUUGUACUCGCAGUCCAAACGGGAGUUGGAUGCCCUGCCCGUUCUGGAGGAGCUUCUGCACCACCACCCAGAGCACGUCAAGGGCCUGGUCCUCAAGGGUGACAUCCUGAUGAAUCACAAGAAGGACACCAAGGGUGCCAAGGCAUGCUUCGAGCGCAUUCUGCAGAUGGACCCCACCAAUGUGCAGGGCAAGCACAACCUGUGCGUUGUCUACUUUGAGGAGCGGGAUCUACUCCGUGCUGAGAAGUGCCUAGAAGAGACGCUGGCGUUGGCACCUCACGAGGAGUAUGUCCGCCGGCACUUGGCCAUUGUCCGCAGCAAGAUGGCAGCCAUGAGUGCUGCUGGCCAGGGCCUGUCUCCACUGGAGAGCAGCUCUCCCUCUACCGGGGAAGGGAAAACUGUCCAUACGGAGAAGGACGAGGAGGGUGGCAACAAAAAGAAUACAUGGAAAACCCCCCCGACUCGGAGCGAGGAGUCGUCAAAGAAGCUGGAGGGUAGCCAGUCAGACAAGCGGACUAAGAGUAAAUCCACGAAAGAGAUUAAGGACAUAGAAAAGAAAAGGGCGGCUGCCCUAAAAAGACUAGAGGAGAUUGAACGUAUAUUAAGUGGUGAUUAACCUUGUUGUUUAUUGCUCUCUGUUUUUACGUGACUAUUUUAAGGACACAAAUCAGGACCUGUUUGAAUGCUGGCCCUUAUAUAAUCAGUCACAUCGUUCCUCGAGUUUGCAUGUCACAGUGUGCCCAACCAGGUUUUUUUUGUACUUUGCCGUCAUUGAAUAAACAAGGAGUAAUUUUUUUUUUUUUUUUUUUCUAGAGGGCACAUAACAUUGCAAAGCACAAUAUUUCAAGUAAUCCUAAUCUGAACCCCUCUCUGAGUAUUUUAAUAAGGUUUUUGAAUUUAUUUUUCAAUUAUUUAUUGUUUGUAUUGAUUUUCAGUUUGUGUUUGAUCACCGUUUUUUUGCGAAGGGGCAUGUAAAGUAAUAUUGUAGUAUAUAGUCACAGUAAAAGGAAAUGACUCCAGACUGAAUCCACUUUGAGAUAUGUGUAAUAACUACAAAUAACCCUCCGCAGCUGCAACACAAAAUAGCAUUACAGCAUUGAGAAGACUAGCUUUGUCCGGACUGACCAACUUCCUGCCUGAAAAAAGAAAAAAAAAAAUUCCAUGAGGUCACCCGUAUUUCCUCUGAGUGGUAUUUUGUUUUUGUUUGUGGUUACUCACGGCUUUUAUUUUCACCCUAUGGUCCAGAUAUGUCUGGUAGUCAUGCACUCUCCACACAUGCCACACUACAAGCAUCACAAAGUGCUAAUGUUCUUUCCUCUUGCUUUUCCCAAUGACACGUUUAUAAUUGUCACAGUCUAAAAUUUAAUUAAAAAUCUGUCAACGAAUGGUCUGGUUAUAAAUGAGGAGUAUGCAUAUGGUCAUUUGGAACAGUGUUUCGCAUCUAUUUAUCAACCCUACAAAGCAGGCAUCAGUUUAUUCACACACACGUUUCAAGGGGCCAUGUACCCAUUCGUAUUUGUGUGUGUGUGUAUGUUCUUAGCCAAGUUUUUAAUGUUUGAUCUCUCUCAGGACUUUAUCAAGGAGUGUAAUUCUGCACUCUUGUUCUGUCUCAACAGAAAGCAAUCUGUUUAUCUCUUCACAAUAUUUCUCACGUCACACAUGGGAGUAGUGACCGCAAACAAGCCUUUAUGGGAAAUGAUAAAGCCAGUUUUUUAACUAUUUGGCACUGAAGCAAACUGCAAAGAAACUUCAGUUUGUUCUUUACUUUAGUCUGAUUAUUGUUUACCUCACUAUGUGACAUUAAGUAUCUGCAAAACAAAAGGAGCGUUAGAUUCUUUGAAGACUCUUUGAAUUAUUUAUUUUGUGGAUAUGUAUUUUAAGUUGGACCAUUGACAUUUUUCUUCAUAUUUACUAUUUAUCAUGUACAUUUUCAGUGACAUUCAUGUAUUAGUUUCCUUGCUAUUAAGACACAACCAUUUCAGAUGAUGCAAGUAAAUAUAGAAACAUCGCAUUCUAUAGCAGUUGUCAAUUUCGUUAAAAAAAAAAAAAAAA